Molecule: messenger RNA, 1724 nt
Organism: Exophiala dermatitidis NIH/UT8656
Lineage: Eukaryota; Fungi; Ascomycota; Eurotiomycetes; Chaetothyriales; Herpotrichiellaceae
Product: cinnamyl-alcohol dehydrogenase
Exons: 1
Coding region: 437-1435 (332 amino acids)
Molecular function (GO): oxidoreductase activity, acting on the CH-OH group of donors, NAD or NADP as acceptor
Source: RefSeq, a predicted model, not a curated record
GCUAAAACCCACAUACCUUACGCUUGUUGUAUGAUCACUAAUCUCAAAAACUAUCCAAAAAAUCCGUCGGACACCUAUUCUGGGCGAGUAAAUGUGAAAGUCCCUUGCACCUGGUCCCAAUCGAACGCCUCCAAAGUAGGCGCCCGUCAGAUGACAGGUUGGUGCCUGUAAGGAGGCUAUGAUUACUCACUUCCUGCUUUGUAAGUGUUGACUCAAUUCUGCCCAUCUUGGAAUAUUUGGCCCUUGUGGGGUGUGUCUGUGGUCCAAGUCCAGUAAGCAAGGCCGAAGGGCCUCAGUGCUAUAAAUCUGAGAUGUCCGGAGUGCUUGGCUGGUGAGUCUGUCAACAGCUUGUGGAGAAUUCGACUGAGGAAACCGUGCGAUACCCGCGACAUAUACCACUUAAUCCAACGCUACCUUCCUCGAGAACAUUUACCAAAUGGCGGGCGGGCUCAUUCUGUUGACCGGCGGGACGGGUCACGUUGGGUACAGGACCUUGGUCGAGGCUUUGUCAAGAGGCUACCACGUCCGCGCCUCUGUUCGAUCGGAAGCAAAGACCGCCCAGAUCAAGGCUGCGGCGUCCAUCCAACCUUAUCUGGCGCAGCUUUCUUUCGUUGUCGUGCCCGAUAUCGAAAAGGAUGGUGCCUUCGACGAGGCGUUGAAAGGUGUUGACUUUGUUGUCCAUAUUGCAUCUCCAUUGGGCCAUCCUUCGGAGGAUCUCGAAGCACACGUCGUCAAUCCAGCCAUCCGGGGCACGCUUGGCAUCCUUCAUUCCGCGCUCAAACAGCCAUCCAUCCAACGUAUCGUCAUCACUUCGUCCGUCGUAGCAGUCCUUCCAUCGGAACUACGGGAAUUCACCGUGGACAAUGUCGAGCCAGAUCCCCAAGGACCGUACAGCGAUAGUUUCGCUGCAUAUGGUGCCGGCAAGAGAUUGGCAUUCAACCGUACGCGCGACUUUAUCGCCAAGGAGAAGCCACACUUCACCGUUGUCAACAUCCUGCCUAGCUUCGUCAUUGGCAAAAACGAACUGGCGACGACCCCGGAGAGCGUCAGGUCUGGCUCGAAUGGGGUUCCGAUGAUCCCACUGAUGGGCGGACACAACCCGGUUGGAGUGCCAGCAGCUGUUUGCCACGUGGAUGACGUUGCUUUCGUUCAUAUAGCUUCCCUGGAUUCUCGCGUUGAAGGCAACCGCAAUUUCGGGAUCAACUACCGCGGUGAUAAACCUGUGGAAUGGGACGAUGCCAUCGACAUUGUGAAGAAACACUUCCCUGAGGAGGUGAAAAAAGGCGUCUUCCCUCUCGGCGGAUCACUCAAAUCCUUGCCCAUGCCCUUUGAUGCCAGCGAGACCGAGAAAGUGUUCAACUUCAAGUUCAAGAGCUACGAGGAACAGAUCGUGAGCCUUGCGAGCCAUUACGCGGAAGUGGUGGCAAGGGCUUAGUCUCCUCAGGAACGUGUCAGAAUCAGUGUGUACCCAGUCUAGGACAGGCUGACAGGGAUCAGGCGCGAUGUCUUCGGUGUUCGUAAUCGGAGCCUUCACGGUACCCUGACACGGUGGGACAAGGCUGAAAGGAGAUAGACGGUUGUGGCUGGAAAGGCGGAUGUAUCUGCCGAUCUUUAGAACCAUAGAUUGUGUUUCAUUUCAUUGCCAUUCACAUAGUGCGUGUAGAUAGUGUACAUAGUACAAAAGUUCACGGAUGACGCAUAGUUGCAAGUUCUUGCACCCUUGA